This is a messenger RNA of Monodelphis domestica (gray short-tailed opossum), 7030 nucleotides long. It is a transcript of the gene PRKX, whose product is annotated as protein kinase cAMP-dependent X-linked catalytic subunit. Lineage: Eukaryota; Metazoa; Chordata; Mammalia; Didelphimorphia; Didelphidae. The record is from RefSeq and is a predicted model, not a curated record. Gene Ontology annotation, biological process: protein phosphorylation. Gene Ontology annotation, molecular function: ATP binding; cAMP-dependent protein kinase activity. Gene Ontology annotation, cellular component: cAMP-dependent protein kinase complex; cytosol.
ACUGCUUUCUCCACUCUUAGCUAUUUAAUUAAGAAGAGCCCGCCCGGGCGCUUGGCCCUAUCCUUUUGUUCACUGCGGCCGCUGUUAGCUGGCUGGUCGGCAGCCCGGGACUGGGCAAGAGUUGUGUAGGGCGGGGUGGGAAUAAGGAAUAAGCCUCGGAGCAAUGGGACGAGAUGCAACCUGCGGAAGCCCCGGCCAGCAGCGCGGAUGCUACGGCUCCUACUAGGCUGCCCUCAGUCCAUGGCAGAGGGCUGCUGAUAAAAAAUUCCCGAGAAAGUGCACCGAGGCUAGGUUUCAGAAAGCUAGAGAGAAAUAGAAAGUUUAUGUGUGUUUGAGUGUGUGUGUGUGUUGUGUGCACGCAUCUCCCCUCCCCCGCCGUGCCGGGCCGGCGGGGGGGCGGAAAAUCAGCCGCGCCCCCUCCAUCAUCCCUCUUCCCACCCUUCCCCCAGAUGUGCUGAGAGGCACCAGGAGGGAGGAGGGAGGACGAGGAGGAGGAGGAGGAGGAAAAGCAGGAGGACCCGGCUUCUGGCUUGUGUUUUCUGACUUUCCCCAUCCUACCACCCAUGGAGGCUGCUGGGUGCGCGGCGAAAGCGGCCAAGGUCGGGGCAGGAAAUGGGGGCAGCGAAGGGAAUCCUCCUCCUCCUCCCCCUCCCCCUCCCCCUCCUCCGGCUCCUCCGGGGUCCUCGGGGUCGGGGGAUUCGGAGCCCGCCCAUUCCUCGAGCCCCGCGGUGGGCCCGGGCUCUCCAGCUCCUUCGCCCGAGCUUCCAGCUUACAAGCUUCAGGACUUCGAUACUCUGGCUACCGUGGGCACAGGUACCUUUGGGCGAGUUCACCUAGUCAAAGAAAGAACAGCCAAGCAUUAUUUUGCAUUGAAGGUAAUGAGCAUUCCGGAUGUCAUUCGGCUAAAGCAAGAGCAGCACGUACACAAUGAAAAGUCAGUUCUGAAAGAAGUCAGUCAUCCAUUUCUGAUCAGAUUAUACUGGACCUAUCAUGAUGAAAGAUUUUUAUACAUGUUAAUGGAAUAUGUUCCUGGAGGAGAACUUUUCAGCUACUUGAGAAACAUGGGACGGUUCAAUAACAGCACAGGACUAUUUUAUUCUGCAGAGAUUAUCUGUGCAAUAGAAUAUCUGCACUCCAAAGAAAUAGUUUACAGAGAUCUAAAACCUGAAAAUAUAUUGUUAGAUAAAGAAGGUCAUAUCAAGCUCACAGAUUUUGGAUUUGCUAAAAAGCUAGUAGACAGGACAUGGACACUCUGUGGGACACCAGAAUACCUUGCUCCUGAAGUCAUACAAAGUAAAGGUCAUGGAAGAGCAGUAGAUUGGUGGGCUUUGGGGAUUCUGAUCUUUGAGAUGCUCUCUGGGUUUCCUCCAUUUUUUGAUGACAACCCAUUUGGCAUCUAUCAAAAAAUUCUUGCAGGCAAAAUAGAUUUCCCUAGGCAUUUGGAUCUCUAUGUAAAAGACCUUAUUAAGAAACUUCUUGUUGUAGACAGGACAAGACGACUGGGGAACAUGAAGAAUGGAGCAGAUGAUGUGAAAAAGCACCGGUGGUUCAGGUCUGUGGACUGGGAUGCUGUACCCCAGAGAAAACUAAAGCCUCCUAUAGUGCCGAAGGUAUCCAAUGAUGGUGAUACAUCUAAUUUUGAAGCUUAUCCUGAAGAUGACUGGAACAAGAUGCCACCUGUGCCUCCUAAAGACUUAGAAAUCUUUAAGAAUUUCUGAGUACAGGGAACCACAUAUGGAAAGGAAUUGUGAAAGUAAUUCUGAAACAAUUUGCCUUUCCAUGUUACUUCUUUGAAAAAAGGAGCUCAAAGAUUAGCAAAUGAUUGGAAAACUAACAAAAAUUCUUUAUAUUUGUGCCAUUAAAUGUCAGAAACUGGAAGAAGAUUUGGAGUGGUCUGAGCACAUUUGAGAAAAAGAACUGGGCACCUGCCAACAUGAAGAAAUUCCUUCACAUGGAUGAGGAAGUUUCCACGUUCAUAUAUGCACAUAUUUAUAUAAAAUGAAUUUGUAGGGCUGGCUAAGUUUAAUUUUAACUGUAUAAAUCUGGCAUUAGUUUAACAGCUGUUACUACAGAAAGUCUACUCUUCAAUAGAUUAUUUUAUUAAAUUGGUUUGUUUAAGUAUUAAUCCUUUAUCUUAGAGUUACUUUUCUGCUAUGCCAGAACCAUUUUUUCUUUUCCUUAAUCUCAUAGACUUAACUUUAUAAGUUUAUACUAAACUUGUGACAUUGUAAGCACAAAUUAGUAUUUAUGUAUAUAAAGAAAACAAAAUCACCUAAGCACAGGGAUUGUGCAAAGAUGUAAAUGUUUGUACUUUGCAGAGUCUAUGAUUUUUAUUUUUUCAGAUUUUUUUUUCAAAAGUCUCUUUCUGGAGAGAUACAACUCUUAAAAGAUAAAUAAGUUUUUCAUUAUCUUAAACAUUUUAUAGUUCUUUGUAAAAAAGAAGAAAUUAUGUUAAGAUUUGUAACUGAAAUGUCUAGUGCUUUAUGUCUGUAACUAUAGUACUUGAAAGCCAGAGGAAAGGGGAGGAGGUUACAGGUUUCAUCUUUAUUUCAUGAAAGCCCUAUUGAUUCAUGAGUGUUCAGGAAACAAAAUGUCUUGGAAAUAUUUCAUAUACUAUUAUGCUCAAUGGUGCCCUGCUGUGUACUGGGACUUCUACUUAUUUAAAGUUGAAGUUUAAAUCUGGCACAUAAUAUAGUGCCCAAGACCUUGGCCUCUAUUGUUUUUGGCCACAAGAUUUUUUUCCCCUUUAAUUUAGGGAGAAGAGAAGAACUGCACAACUGACAGGAUGUAAAUGUCCAAUGUACCAUGUAAAUUACACAGAGAUCACACUUCUAUUCAAUUAUGCACAAAUUGCUGCCUGUUCCUCUUUCAAAGAUCACUUGGGUUUUGUUUUGUUUUUUUUUUUGUUUUGUUUUUGUAUUAUUAGGGGGCAGAUCUGAGCUCCUAGGCAUCACAAUGAUGUGAAUAAAUAAAAAAAGUUUUCCUUUUUUGAAUGUGUAUUUUAUGGUAGCCAGAUGUUAAGGUGAUACUUAGGGCAGAACUGCAAAAUAUGGACUGAAACAGGCAUUCAUCCCAGGAAGAAGGAGCUUGCAGAUUUUCUGGGAAAUAGCAUGUGGACCUCUGCUUAUAGUUCAUUUGACUUUAAAGCAUUCCCACUUCCUCCUACACUCUUCUUCCCUCUCUUACUGCUCUAGAAUUUCCUGGAAGUCUCAAAAGACUUGAAAUACCCCCCCCCCAAACCCCCAUCAAAGAAGUAAAAAAUAAAUCUAGUUUGCAAAAAAUCAUGUUACUAAUCUGACAGCAGUUUUGUAGUCUAAUUAUGUCUCUAAGAAAUAAUCCCAACAAGCCUUCCCAUGAAGAAUCAAUCAGUGCUAAGGAUGUUUUAUAUACAUAUAUGUAUAAUAUAUAUAUAAACACAUACAAAUAUACAUAUAUACACACAAAUAUGCUCUGUGUAUGUGGACACAUAAACACUUAACACAACAUUUAAAUUAAAUAUGAGCAUGCAUUAAUCGGAGUCAAGUAGCAAAACAGAGUAAUUACUCAUGUGAAUAAGUUCUAUAUAGUCAGCUAGAUCCAGGAAGUGAGCAGGCUACUCUCUGAGUAACAAUUGCAUUAUUGUUUUUUCCCCUAAGCCACCAAAUGUUUAGUUUCUAAACAGUGAAGAAAUUUAGUAAAUAAUACUCAUAUAAAUGAAAAGCGAGAGUAUACCUCUCAAUUUGCCAUCCCCCAAAGUGCCUAACUCAUUGUGCAUUUAAGACAUUAUUUAGGAAACCUGUUGGAUUUGUAUGUUAUGCAAAAAAAAAAAAAAAAUCCACAGGUACCAUUCUAUAAGAGAGAACCCUGGAAGAGAUGUACUUUUUGUGGAUCUUCCGUGGGGUCUCAGAUAUAUCCUGAUCCAGUGAUUUUGAUAGUUUCUUAUUGUGAUACUUAUCUGACAAAGAAAUUGGUUUCUAAUAGUGGGAUUUCAGAAAAAAAAAAUAUAUAUAUAUAUAUAUUUCCUGUCAUGUUUCAGCCCAUUGGUCAAGAUAUUAUUUAGUGUAUUUCAGAAUGCACUGACUUCAAAGACAAUUUCCCAGUAUCUUCAGAGAAACCUGACAUGCCAUGAAAAAACAAAUCAUUGUCCCAUCCUUAGUCAUAUCUAAUUUAUAGAUUCCAUUAAACAUUAACAAAAAUUGGGGAUAUGCUUAGGAAAAUUCUAUUUAGAACAAAUAGCCCAAUGAGAAAAAAAAUUAAAAUAUCUUUUAAAAGAGUACAUACAUUUCACCCUUAGAAUUGUAUAGAACUUAAUCUUUACCUCCCAUCAUAUUAGGUAUUAAGAUCAAGGCCAAAGUUUGCUAGAGAUUGAUCAGCUAUUGAAGUAAAAUGUGAUCUUAUAUUAAAAGAUAAUAUUAGUAAAAUGACUGCCAUAGUUUACUGAGAUAAAAACUUAGAGCUACCAGAGGUGAUGACCUAAAUCUAGUGCCACCUGACUAUUUAUAAUUGCAUUUAUUCUUAGGAACUUUUUCCUUUUAAAAAUCUUAUACAGAACAACUUGUUUUGAGAACAUCUUUAAACUGUACAUAAGUUUGGUGCGCUAGUGUGUACUUCUUUUGUUUACUACUUUCUUACCUUUCAAAAUCAAAUGUUGAUUUUAAAUUGAAACAGUAUAGAAAGCAUGAAAUAUAUUUGCCUUAUUUCUGAAUAAAUAUGCAGGAAAUACAGAUGUGUUAACAUUGGUUACAUUGUUCUUUUGCAGAAAUGUAAUCAGCCUUCAGUAGGAAAAAAAGUGGGAUAUUAAAAAGAAAAUUCAAAGACAUUUGAUGGUGUUAUUAAGUACAUAGUGAACAAUCGAGCACAUUUCAAGAUUUUAUUUAAGUGCCACAUGUUAACUAUUCAUUAAUAGGCCAUAAAUUUUCACUUCAUAUAGUGUGAUGCUACACAAAGGUUGGUUGUAACUUAAAUAAUAAACCUGGAACAAUCAUUAAAAGUAGCUAGGGAAAUAGUUGAAUAUGUAUGUGUAGUUGGACAUUUGUAUUUAUGUGGUCAGUUAUAACUGCAAAAUUUAAAAUGUGGCAUACAUAUCACAGUCGUACACCAUUAAAAGUACCAUUUUGUUUUUUUACUUGCUAUUUGUGAGUUUGCAGUAUUUUCUGGAAUCUUGAGUACUCUAAAAUUUCUUGUUUAUAAAAUGUAUAAAUUGCUACAUUGAGUGUAUUUGAGAAUUUCACUUUCAAGUGGUAAAAUUGUCAUUUUGUCUUCAUUCAUAUGAAUUAAGCCAAGGAGGAAAUAACAUUAACAUGUACUUUACAUUAUAUAUGCAGUGAUAGAUUUUCCAUCCUUUCACAUCAGAAAUUGGAUUUGUUUUAGGCAUAAGUAUAUCCAUUGCUGGCAAUGGAUGUACUCUGACUUAUGGUAUCAACCUCACAAAGUCAACAGAAGCAAGAGAAGUAAUGAGAUGUUUGCAAACAUACAUACUUCUGUGAUGUAUAAAUAUAUAUAUGUAUGCAUAUAUAUACACACACAUAUCCUUGCUCUAGAUCUAUGCAUAUGAAAUUAAGUAUAAUUGGGUUUUUUGUAUGAUUUCCAGUACAAUUCUUAUUUAUAUUUUGUUUCUCAAAACUGUACAUAUUUUUGAUAAAUUAUUUUAAAUCCUACUAAAAAAAUUCAAAUCACCCUAAUCAGGUGAGAUAUUUGAGAGGAUGAGUUGUCAUUUAAGUAUAUGGCAUGGGGGUGGGUCUUAAGAUUCUAUGCCUUUCUCGUGGUGUUAACUGAAGAGCAAGAGACACAGACUUCCUUAUUACUAAGGACAGAUGCUAGAAACAUAAUGUUGUAUCUACACAAUGAAGUGGGAAAAAAAGGCAAUAUGAUUUGAUGAUUUUCCAUUCUGCAGACUGACUGCUGGCUCAUUGGGUAUUUUAUAUUUUCCACCAUUUGUUUUGGAGUCACCAAACACAGAUCCUCUUUUUCUUCAUUUUGGUUUAAAAUGUAGGGUCUCAACAUUCUUUACCAUUGGUUCCUUUCUCUAUCAUGCAUUUUAUACAUGUUGUACAGUUUCUAUGUAUUAUGUUCCUUCCCCCACAGCAAUGCAAAGGAUCUUACUAUUACUUCAUCUUACGGUGAACAAAAUGGACCUAUUAUAAAAAGAAUUUUUGAAGCAGAUUCAAAAUGUCUUUAUUUUUUAGAGUAUUCACCCAUUCAAGAAUUGAUUAAGCACCUAGACUUAAUAGGUUCCUCCUCCUGUGUGCCAGGCCUCAUGCCUAGACACCCAGAGUACAAAAGUCAAAACCAAAACAGGCUUUGCCCUCAAGGAGCAGACAUAUUAUUGAGGGUUGGUCAUUUCUAUUUAUUUUCAACCAAGCAUAAGUUUCUAGAAUAAAACUAGCAUUGUACAUACAAUGAAAACUAAUGGGAAAUUUGUUCAUGGAAAACAGACUUUCAAAACACCAUGACCUCAGCAAGUAACUUACUGAGCAUUAACUAACUUGAUCAUCCUCUGCAAAACAUCACUGAGUGAAAAGUUAGGCACUAAACUCAUGGUUAAUGGAAAAACCAGGAUUUGAAGACUUAAAGGGCAGUAAAAGAUAUGACUACCAUUCAGAUCCAUUGUUUUGUGGUCCUGAAGAAUGGUAAUGCAGAGUUUCCAUAUGCUAGAGGAUAAUUUUUCUUCUUAACAACAAAAACUGUAAUAUGAUUCUGUUUUUUUUUUGUCCUUUCACAUAUAGACUUUCCAUACUCUACGCUUUUCUAUGGCAAACCUGACUACUUUAUGAACAAUAGGUAAUAAUACUUGCCACAGGUUUGUGCACUUCAUAACUAGUUUGAAAGGAGAAAUAGGCAAGGUCAUUUUAGGCUCAUUAAUGUUGUUGGUUGCUAGUACUCAAUCGUAUGUAAAAGUACGGUCCAAAGUCAUGUCAAUUCAUUGCACAAUAAAAAUCACUGUGAUUUGUAUAUAAACCCUAGUGAAAUGUUACUUUUGUUUAAUUUAUAUAAUGCCUGUUGAUUUCUGGAUUUGUUUAAAUAAACCUUUGUAUCUUUUAAAAUGUCUAAA